Messenger RNA from Prunus armeniaca (apricot), 366 nucleotides. NCBI's taxonomy places the organism in Eukaryota, Viridiplantae, Streptophyta, Magnoliopsida, Rosales, Rosaceae. The record is from the annotation of a GenBank genome assembly.
AUGGAGGUGGUGGUGGUAGGGAUGGCGCUUGUGGAGGUGGUGGUGGUGACAACAUGGUGGUGGAGGUGGCAGCAUGGUGGUGGUGGUUGUGGAGGUGGUGGUGGAUGUGAAGGUUUUGAAGGACGUGGUGGUUGUGGUGGUGGUGGUGGUGGUGGUGGUGGUGGUGGUGGUGGUGGUGGAGGUGGAGGAGGUGAAGGUGGAGUUGGUGGAGUUGGUGGUGGUGGUGGUUGUGGUGGAGGUGGAAGUGAAGGUGGUGGUGGUGGCGGCGGUGGCGAUGGCGGUGGUUGUGGAGGUCGUGAAUGUGGUGGUGUAAGUGGUGGAGUUGGAUGUGGAAGUGGAGGUGGUGUUAUUUUUAAAAAUAAAUGA